AUGACAACAGCCCAACGACUACAAUCCAAACACUCAUUUCCCUCCCCUCCUUAUUCAUCCUUCUCAAUGCAACUACUCCUUGUUCUUCUUCUUCUUCUUCCUCUCAUCCAAUCUCCUUUCCACUCCACCACCACAACCACCACAUCAAGAACGGCACAAUUUCAAAAUUUCGUUCUUGGAGAUCCUUCCGUUGUAACUCUCCCUUAUUGUUCCGUUCUCUCCGUUUCUCCCAAUAAUGUAGUCAUUCCAAGUGGUUCCAUGUUGACUCUCACCGUUUCUCAUCCCAAUGAUUUGUACAUGCCCACACUCUCCAAAACGAGUAUGCUUUCACAAUUGGAUGCCUCAACCUUUGCAUCGACUGCUAAAAAUUGUUUUUCUCUUGUAAAUGUUGUGAAUGUGAAUGAUUUUCUGACUGCGUCAGAUGUGAAGGUCGCCAAUAGUAAAACCAUGACUGUUGUCUUCAAUUCAGUUGGUACGAACAAACAAUAUAGUCUUCGAAUUAACAAUUGCUUUGCAUACACAAGGAGAGUGAUGGCCACCUUCAUUGAAUUCAUCCCACUUCCAGUCAUUGUUAUUCAUGGCUUUUCCACAGGAACGAAAACUGCUCUCACAUUUACACCUAGUGUUUCAAGUAGUACACUUUUUGCAUCCACAUGCAUGGCCAAUAUUCCAAACAAAGUAUUAAGCUAUCAACCAAUUAGUGGAACUGCUACUGGUCCAUCUAAUAUUGUGAACAAUCCUGUUGUAGAUAUGAGUUUAGGAUCGAGUGGAAAGUUAUUACUGGGAGGAAAAUGGAAUGCAAACGACCUCGAUAUCAUUCUCAAUCAAGUUACCUAUCAUGGUUACAAUUACAAAUUCCUUCAAGAUAUUCGUAUUGAAAUGAGAAAACCCAAUGCCACAUUCGUAAGAAUCCCUCUAAAAUUUAAGAGACAUAUUAGUCUAGCUUCUGAAUGGGUGACAUUGGACGCUUUCGAAGUCUUACCAAGAAGAGCAGCAGAUCCAUCCGAGUUGGAGUUUUGGUUUAAUAAUUAUUUUGUGGAUAAAACUGUUUCAGAUAUUCAAGUGACCAUAGAUCCAAAUGUUGCAACUGUGUCCAUUGUUGACGCAACAGGAGCGGCAGCUGUUACGGAUGUGAAUAUUUUAUUGACCUAUAAUUAUUAUCAAGCAACAUUUUAUGAUGUGGACAGUAACCCAACCUUUCAAUUUACAAUUAGUGAUGGAGUGUUAACUAGUUUUCUAAUGACACAAUACGCAACAAUAUUCCAAUGUGCUCUGAAAAAACGUAGAAACAUGUAUCAAUAUUAUGCACAAACUGUGUAUCAUUUCAUUGGAUACUCCUCUCAUCAUAGAAUGUUAACUUUCGACACAGCAAAUAAGUGGUAUAGUAUUGGAGCCUCAGUGAAUACGAGCUCUCCAAUGUUUUCACAAAACACAGUGUCUUUUUCAGACUUUGUCAAUACAAACACACAAAACCAAAAUGGAAUCAAGGUAACCUUAAUGGAAAGUGCUGCCACUGAUUAUGACAUCAAUUUUUACUCACAAAAUUAUUUGGUGUCCAUUCCUCAUCAUAAGGAGCCAUUGGCCACUUCUCCAUUAGAUUUCACAAUUUUAGACUCAACGGAUAUGAAUUCUGGAAUUCUUAUCACACAAGAAGAUUUUCAAUUACAAUUUCAACAAGAUCCAACUGCAAACUGUAACCAAGAUUUAGAUUCGAAUAUUGGAAAUCAAUUGAAGUACUUCUUUGAAUCGUAUGAUCACACCAUCAUCAAACUUCCAGAAUAUAGUCAAAGACUUAAUUUUUCAAGCAGCAGUGUUGCAUUAGGGGCUGAUAAAAAUUCUCUAGAAAUGACCUAUUCCAAUGUGGGAUAUUUUCAAGAUUUUACUAUUGAAAUGGACAUGUCAAUUAUCCAAUUUUUAGAACCAAGAAUCACAAGCAAUGAUUAUUCAUUUACAGUGAUUCCGGAUACCACUCCAUUCAUGGAAACAAAUGCCACCCUUCUCAUCAAUAUCACUAACAGUGGUGGUGUCGAAGGCACAUUUGUUUUGAAUGUCACAUGUGCAGCUCCAAUCGCCAUUGUAAAUACUCAGGGAGGAUAUCGAGUGCUCACCAUUGCACCAACAGCCACAUCUUCCGUUUUUAUCAAUGUCACUAGUGAAAUUAUCAAUUCCCUACAGCUCGUACCAUGCUCUGUUACCAUUCAAAUUAUUCGAGAAGAAUUAUGGAGCUACUCAGACAAAUCUCUCACUAUGCAACACAAUAUUACCAUUGAUCAUGGAUAUUUUGUACCUCGAUGUCAAGCACGAUAUUAUGAACCCUAUGUGUUUGUGGAGAGAGUUGAAUUAGUGAAACCAGAGUUUACACGUAAUUCCUCACUCUCUUUUAGUAACAUUGUCAUGGUGCAGCUAAAGAGUAAUGGAACCGAUCCAAUUUCAGCAACCAUUAAGGCUACUUUAGAUUCUAUCUCGGGAAAUCCAUUCCAAACCUAUGAUCAAUAUCGGAUGGCUCUUUCUCCCAGCAAUGACCCUACAAUUCUCAAUUUUACCAUUCAGAGCAACGCUGCAGUACAAAUUUUAACAGAGCGAUUAGAUCAGAAAAUCUAUAACUUUGUGUUGAACAUUUCUCUGUUAGAGGACUAUGUCUGUUGGUCCAAUGUGGGAAAAGGAGGAUUAUUCAAUUUUUCAUUUCAUGUCGAGUAUCAAUGUCCUUUGGGCUAUACAGAUACUUUGUGUGAUAUGCCAAUUUGUUUUGGACACAACUCUUCCGAUAAUGCAACAUGUAGUUCACAUGGACGAUGCGUUUUACCUGACACAUGUGAAUGUGACAACAAUUACAUUUCUGAAAAUUGUUCCAUUCCUGUUUGCUUUGGAAUUGCAUCCAAUAAUUCCAAUUCUUGUCAUGGGCAAGGCAUUUGUGUGAGUGCCAAUAAUUGUUCAUGUUUUGAAGGAUUUACAGGAAAUGAAUGUGAAAUUCCAAAAUGUUUUGGAAUUCCCGCUGAUUCGCCUCUUGUGUGUUCUGGACAUGGCUCAUGCCUUUUCAAAGACAAUUGUUCCUGUCAUGAUGGAUAUGUUACCGAAAAUUGUUCACUCCCUGUUUGUUUUGGAUACAACUCUUCAUCUCCUCAAGUGUGUAGCUCCCAUGGAGUGUGUCUCUCUCCCAACAAUUGUUCAUGCCAUGAGAAUUAUGUAUCAUUGAAUUGUUCCAUUCCUGUAUGUUAUGGAAUUAGAGCAGAUCAUGAAUCAUUGGUAUGUUCAGCGAGAGGACAAUGUCUCGAUGCUAAUUAUUGUCAAUGUAGAGAGGGUUAUUUGGGACAAAAUUGCAGUCUCUCUCUGUGUUUUAACAUUCCUUCAAAUGAUAGCAGUUUGGUGUGUACUUCACACGGAGUUUGUCAAGAUUACAAUCUCUGUCAAUGCUUUGAGGGUUAUGUUUCACCAAAUUGUUCAGAAUCUGUGUGCUUUGGUAUCAAUGCAACAUCUCCACAUGUGUGCUCCUCUCAUGGCAUGUGUAUGUCUCCAGAUGUUUGUGAUUGUGAUAUGAAUUAUAUUUCUGAAAAUUGUUCCAUUCCAGUUUGCUUUGGAGUGGCCGCCAACGAAAGUCACACUUGUUCAGGACAUGGCCAAUGCAUGAGUGCCAAUAAUUGUUCAUGCGAUAUUGGAUACACUGGAGAAAAUUGUGAAAUUGCAAUUUGUUUUGGAAUAUUGUCGAAUGACACAUUUAGGGUGUGUUCCAAUCACGGAGAAUGUGUUGCAUUCAAUAAUUGCAGUUGUCAUUCAGGAUAUAUUUCACAUGACUGUUCAGAACCUGUUUGUUUUGGUCACAAUGCAACAUCUCUUUUGGUGUGCUCCUCUCACGGUGAAUGUGUGGCUCCAAACAAUUGUUCAUGCCAUGAAGGUUAUGUUUCCUCAAAUUGUUCAAUUCCAUUGUGUUUUGGAAUUCGAUCAGAUAAUUUUUCACAUGUUUGUUCAGGUCAUGGCAUUUGUCAAGAUUAUAACAACUGCCAAUGUAAGGAUGGUUAUGUUUCACAAAAUUGUUCAGAACCAGUUUGUUUUGAUAUUAAUGCUACUUCAAGACUUGUUUGUAGCUCUCACGGAAAAUGUUUGGCUCCCAAUGAAUGCAAAUGUGAUGAAAAAUACAUUUCUGAAAAUUGUUCCAUUCCAGUUUGCUUUGGAGUGGCUGCAAACGAAAGUCAUACCUGCUCGAAACACGGCCAAUGCAUGAGUGCCAACAACUGUUCUUGUGACGAAGGAUAUGCAGGCGACAACUGCCAAAUUCCAAUUUGCUACGGUGUGUGGGCAAAUAAUACAGUCCAUGCAUGUUCUGGACAUGGUGACUGUGUGAGUUUCAAUAAUUGCAGCUGUCAUUCAGGAUAUAUUUCACAUGACUGUUCAGAACCUGUUUGUUUUGGUCACAAUGCAACAUCUCUUUUGGUGUGCUCCUCUCACGGUGAAUGUGUGGCUCCAAACAAUUGUUCAUGCCAUGAAGGUUAUGUUUCCUCAAAUUGUUCAAUUCCAUUGUGUUUUGGAAUUCGAUCAGAUAAUUUUUCACAUGUUUGUUCAGGUCAUGGCAUUUGUCAAGAUUAUAACAACUGCCAAUGUAAGGAUGGUUAUGUUUCACAAAAUUGUUCAGAACCAGUUUGUUUUGGUUUUAAUUCCACAUCUAUGCACGUAUGUAGCUCACAUGGUGAGUGUGUAGCACACGACGAAUGUUUGUGCGCUUCAAACUAUACUUCUCCAAAUUGCUCCAUUCCACUAUGUUUUGGAAAAAGAGCAGACGAUCCGUCUGUUUGUUCCUCGCACGGUCAUUGUGUGGAACCAAAUGUUUGCUCAUGCAAAACAGGAACUUACGGAUCUGCAUGUGAAAUUUCAGAUUGUUUUGGAAUUUUAAGCAAUCAAUCAAAUGCUUGCAAUGGAAAUGGAAUUUGCACUGAUUUCAAUCUUUGUGAAUGUUUCUCGAAUUUUACUGGACCCACUUGUUCCAUCUCUGCAUGUUUUGGUUUCGCCUCAAAUGAUUCUCGUGCAUGCAGUGGUGGACGGGGAGAAUGCCUUGGGCCCAAUCAGUGUCAAUGCCACGAAAAUUAUUUUGGAACUAAUUGUGAAAUUUCAAAGUGUUUUGGAAUUUUUUCCAAUCAGACAGAGUUGGUCUGUUCUGGAAAUGGACAAUGUGUGAAUUCUGAUCAAUGCAAUUGUACUGCUAAUUAUGUGGAUGCUAAAUGUUCAACACCUGUUUGUUUUGAUUUGAACACAUCUCACCCAAAUGUGUGUUCUUCACAUGGAGAAUGUGUGGCGCCAAAUAACUGCUCCUGUUCACCAGAGUAUACUUCUGAAAAUUGUUCCAUUCCAAAAUGUUAUGGAAUUCGAGCUGACAAUUUUUCACAUGUUUGCUCUGGACAUGGCAUCUGUGUGGAUGUGAAUACUUGUCAAUGUGACAAAGGAUACACGUCUCAUGAUUGUUCUGAACCGAUUUGUUUUGGAUAUAAUGCUUCUCAUCCUCAAGUUUGUAAUUCUCAUGGUCGUUGUGUUUCUAGAGAUAUGUGUGAAUGUCAUGAAAAUUACACAUCAGAAAAUUGUUCCAUUCCAAUUUGUUUUGGAAUUCCAGCCAACCAUUCCAAUCAUGCAUGUCAUGGAAAUGGAGUUUGUGAAAAUGCCAACAAUUGCUCUUGUUUUGAAGGAUUCACCAGUUCGAACUGUUCCAUACCAAUUUGUUUUGGUAUUCGCGCCGAUCACCACUCAGAGGUUUGUUCUUCCCAUGGCGAAUGUAUAGCUCCGAAUAACUGUUCCUGCAUGAAUGGAUACACUUCUCACAAUUGUUCCAUACCAAUUUGUUUUGGAAACAAGGCAAAUGAAGAAAAUGCAUGUUCGAGACAUGGAUUUUGUGUUGGACCCAAUCAAUGUGAAUGUCUUGAAGGAUAUAUUGGCUCAGAAUGUGAAAUUGCUCUUUGUUAUGGCAUUCCAUCCAAUGAUACGUCUCAUACUUGUUCUGGGCAUGGAGUUUGUGAAUCGUUCAACAAUUGCACUUGUGAUCCAGCUUUUGAUGGAAUGAAUUGUGAAAUUCAAGUGCAAAAUAAUCAAUCAGCAAGCCAUAACCAAACAGGUGCAACCAAUGCAACAUGUCCACAAGUAAAUGGUUUGGUUUGUUCUGGAAAUGGAGAAUGUCUACACAAUGGAACUUGUGCAUGUAAUGAAGGAUAUGUUUCACACAAUUGUUCAGAACCUGUGUGCUUUGGAUUUAAUGCCACAGAUGUUAUUAGAGUAUGCAAUUCACAUGGUCGAUGUAUUUCUCGAGAUGUUUGUCAAUGUGACAAAGGAUACACGUCUCAUGAUUGUUCUGAACCGAUUUGUUUUGGAUAUAAUGCUUCUCAUCCUCAAGUUUGUAAUUCUCAUGGUCGUUGUGUUUCUAGAGAUAUGUGUGAAUGUCAUGAAAAUUACACAUCAGAAAAUUGUUCCAUUCCAAUUUGUUUUGGAAUUCCAGCCAACCAUUCCAAUCAUGCAUGUCAUGGAAAUGGAGUUUGUGAAAAUGCCAAUCAUUGUUCUUGUUUUGAAGGAUAUUAUGGACCUCAAUGUGAUUUAGUGAAAUGUUUUGACAUUCUUUCUGACCAUGCAUCAGAAAUAUGUAGUGGAAGAGGAAAUUGUUCUCAAACCAAUGUGUGUCAGUGUGACACGAAUUAUUUUGGAUCGGAUUGCAAUCUCACAACAUGCAAUGGUAUUGUCAGUAAUCACACUUCAUCGGUUUGUAAUGGUCGAGGAACUUGUUCCAGUUUCAAUACAUGCACAUGCGUUGGUGGAUAUUAUGGAAAGUGGUGUGAAAUGUCAUUGUGCAAUGUAUCCUCAUGCAUUCAUGGACAUUGUGAAGGCUCGUCUUUUUGUCAAUGUGAUCCUCAUUGGACAGGUGACUCGUGUAUGACACCUACUUGUUUUGGAAAAAGUGCAAAUGAUCGCUCCGUUUGCAAUGGAAAUGGAAAUUGUACAGACAUUGACGUGUGUAAUUGUACAUGGAAUUACAAAGGAAUACAGUGUGAUAUUUUACAAAUUGGAGUGGACGAAUGUAAUUUAUAUCCUGUCAUGACAUUGAAAGAAUCCGAUUGGUUUCCAAAAUUAUUGAAUUUUGAUUUAACGAAAUCCAUAUCUAACAAUAGCACGGCCACUGCUACUCAGAAUGUGUGGUUACAUUCGAAUGUGGAAUUUAGAGAGAAUAUUCCAUACAGUAGUCUUCUCCAUUUGAAUAACAAGUUUAAUUAUCAACUGUUGAUUGAGAAUAAGGGAAAACGUUCCUUCCAAUUUAGAGUUCAUUCAUAUUGUAAAGAAAGUGGAUCGUUUAAGCAACUUGGUGUACCAUCUAUUCAUGAACAAGAAUUGUUACAAGGUGCAACUCAAACUAUUGAGGAUGUGGACUCAUUUGGAUUUGGAUUUUAUUUCACAAAUUCACAAUUUAACAAAUUGGAAAAUAUCACAUGUUACAUUCAUGCAGAGUUUCUUCCUUCUGGAAUGUUUGAAUCGUGCCAGAAUGCGGAUCAAUCGCAUCACUCUUUCAAACAAUUGCACAAUAUUUCGAUAAUUUUUGAAAACGUGAAUUCUUGUCAAUUUAUAGACGAAGAAGACGUAGCCCUGAGUUCACAAAUGGAUUCAUCGAGAUUGAUCAACACGUUUGAACAUUAUGAGCCCAUUUUUAAAGAACUCUUAUUGCAGCAGUCAACAUUCACUGAAAAUACCACAGUGAGUACAUCUCUUCAAAACAGUGAAUCACCAAGUAUUAUUGAAAUUAUGAAUAUAUUUACACAAAAGAGAAACAAUUGGAUCAUCACACCUUUUGAUCUCAAUAACAGCACCAUGAUGGCUGCUCAUUUGCUAUUAACAGCACAAGUUUCGAAUUUGGAAAAUCAAUUUGGAACCUUUCUUCCAACAUUGUACUGUAAAGAUGAAAGAAUUACGAGUGGUCUUGAAUUCACAGAACAAUUUAAGAAAACUCAACCUCCCAUCGUUCUGUAUAAUGAUAUGAAAAGUACAUUUUUCCAGUUUAAUGUCACCAUUCUAAAUUUUACUGGAAAUAUUGAUUUUGGAAGAGUGAAAGGAGGAAAGGAAGGAAUAGCUACUGUCUCCAUUGAUGACAUGGAUUUGAAUUGCACAUUAUUUCUCAUUCCUAAUCCAGAAACGUGUUGGUUGUCCACUUUAUCAACAUCAAUUCAAGAGGCUAAAUCAACCAAUUCUACGAAGAGAAAAUUUUUCUCCUUCGAUGACAAGAAGUUAUUUAAGAAUCUCAUGUCGAAAUUGAAAUUACCACUUGUCUCUGGAGAAUUUACCUUUCUUCAAGAAGUUAGACCUUUCGAAAUUGGUGUUGUUGCUCUCACUUACACGUGCAUGAGUUUGGGAUUUGCCUCAAUUUUAUGUGGCACAAAAAUUCCAAGAGAUCGAAAACAUUCACUUCUCCAAUUGGUCGAUUUUGUCAAUGAAAAAACCAGAAAGAAAUUAUUGGCCAAAUUCAACAAGGAUUCACAAGGACAGGGUGAAAGCGAACCCAUUGUGACAGAGUUUUUAUGUGAAAAUUGUGGUCACCGUACCUUGAAAAAAGCCAAAUAUACCAUUCAAGUGGAGAGUUAUCAAAAAGAAGUCUCCUUCAAUGUAUGUGAGAGUCAGAACUGCUUUGAUGCACUCUCUUCCAUUCACAAUAUUAAUUAUUCGAGUUGUUACAAAUGUUUUGAUUGCGAAAUGGGAUUGGAAUUGAAUGAGGCACCUUUUUAUGGAAUUAAUCUCGAUCAUCUCACGAGUUCUGACAUGAUACCUCCUAUCAUGUCUCAAUCCAUUUUAUUUUCCAAUAAUAACUACCCAAUGUCCACCACUGAACAUGUUGGUGACGACCAUCAUAUCACUCUCCAAGAAUGGAACAACAAUGAUGAACAAGUAAUUGAUCUCUUGUAUGGCGGUGAAGAGGGAGAAGAGGAAGAUGAUCAUCCCAUUCUCUACACUGCUUAA
This is a messenger RNA of Naegleria fowleri, 8961 nucleotides long. RefSeq lists its product as uncharacterized. The record is from RefSeq and is a predicted model, not a curated record. The coding region runs from base 1 to 8961 and encodes 2986 amino acids. NCBI's taxonomy places the organism in Eukaryota, Heterolobosea, Eutetramitea, Acrasida, Naegleriidae. The transcript has 2 exons.